This is a messenger RNA of Pomacea canaliculata, 1661 nucleotides long. RefSeq lists its product as uncharacterized. Bases 121 to 936 code for a protein of 271 amino acids. NCBI's taxonomy places the organism in Eukaryota, Metazoa, Mollusca, Gastropoda, Architaenioglossa, Ampullariidae. The record is from RefSeq and is a predicted model, not a curated record. The transcript has 4 exons.
UUAUGACGAUAAUGAGAAGGAGGAGGAGAAGGCCGUCAAUGACUUGUCACAGGCAGCAACAGGAGGGUCGUUGUACGUCAUCGUUGAUGAAGCGGGGUGAGUAGUACAUCGUGUGAUGUGAUGAUAGACACACAGGUAGAUGUCGCUCGCUGUGAUCUUAUACUCACCACCAGGUGUCUAACAGGUGAUAUUUCCUCAAUGAAAGGAACACCUGCCCUGCUCACGCAAGUUUCGUACCAGUCAUACUUCCACACUGUGUGUGACAAGCUGCGGACACAAGUUCCUGAUCUCCAUCUUUGGGCGGCAAGUUGUUUCCAUGGAGACGCACCCGACGGCUGGCAAGUGGAAUAUUUAACCAGACCCCUCCGCUCUCCGCCGGCCGUCGUCAGGGAAGUCGAGCAGCACGAGUUUAUUACUGAGGAAAAUCUUGUCAAGCCAUACAGUGAGCGAGGUGUGCCCGACCACACAGACGGCCCGCCAGUCACACGACUGUAUCACCGAGGUCAAGGUCACUCAGGUGACAGGCGAGGUGACUGUGUGACGUGCGGUCGUGACGUGGCCAGCUUCCUACACAGUCUCCGUGUUGGUGUUACAGAGAAUGUCACGACAACAGCCACGACCGUCACCUCCACCAACGGCGGCACAACACCGCCCUGCCUGCAGUGGAGAGACGUGCUGGUGUUGGACUCUUAUAACAUUAGUGAUGACUCAGGUAUGAUGAAGGGACUGAAAGAAGCGGGUAUCCCAGUGCGAAUGAUGAAGGACGAUGACAUCGAGGACGUUGCCACGGCUCGCAGUGACGUGGUGUGGGUGACGAGUGGACAGCUUGUUUGUGGUCUGGAGAGAAAAGUCGUCGUCUGUCUGGAGGAUAACGUUUUAUCCCGGUUCCAAUCCAUGUCGCGCUGUACGUCACAACUUGUGAUUGUCUACUCUUAGGACAAACCAAAGGGUAUCUGAAGUCAUCACAUCGUGUCUAUGACACAUUUAUAUCUACAUGUUGUGUAUUGCACUCACAACAGUCGGUGUCUGUCUUUACACAACAACUAGUGUUAACUUUAAUAUCAUACGUAUGCACACAGAUGAGGUGACACUUUUAUUGCAGCAUGUAAAUACGUUUUACAACAUAGCACACCACACACGAACUAAACUUUUUGGAAAAAAUUCUUUUUUAUCAACAAUUCGAGAAAGUACAUGCACUGUAGCUGCAACAUCACCAGGAGCAGCAGUAACUGUGUGUCGGGCUGUGGCAGUAAAACGUUUAACACAAAAAAGUUUUUUUAAAUAUUAACUUUCUUGUUCUUUUCUGCAGUGGACUGUUGAAUAUGUUCCAGUAAUAACUUUUCUUGUAUUUGUUUAUGAAUUCACACACAGACUGUGUCAUACUAAGUCGUGUACAGACCUCCCUUCAAACCGUUAUUUUGCCAGAGCAGCUGUCAACAUGUCUCCAAGAUCUGAGAAUGACGAACCUCACGUGACCUGCCCAGUUGGUUACCCAAAUAAUAAAACACAUUCUCGUGUGACUUUGUCAUUUUUCUCACAGUUACCUUCUACUCUCCUCAGGAGACGAUUUUGAUUCUGUUGCUAAUUUGGUCUCUGAAUGAUUAAACGACAAGAAGUGAACAGGUCGCGACUUUCAAAUGAAUAAAGACUUUUAAUUGUUA